AUGGCCUCCAAGUUGAGAGUCAAGGGUAAAGGCAAGCAGACAAGCACUCGUCGCGCCGUGGAAAUCCAGAGCAACAAGCGUUCCAUCGAACAAAUGAGCAACGGCGCCCUUCCAGUGCAAACACUCAAGAGAUUGGUCCUGCUAUCACCGAGUCUUCAGGUGGAGGCGUUGCCCAGACUCAGCCUCCCCUUCCUCUUGCUUCCCCCUGAGGUCCGCCUCAUGAUCUACAACUAUGUCUUCGACACGGACACUGUGGUUACCGGUCCUAUCAACAAGAAGACCUUCACACGCAUCUAUACGAUUGAUCAGCCCCAGAGCCAGCAUGACCUCGCUCUCCUCAGAACCUGCCGCAUCCUCCACGCCGACGUCAAGAAGCUUGUCAACCCCAGAUCCAUCGUCAGAAACAUCUCGGCAGCAGCAAUUGUCAAGUAUACCUAUGGCGCCUGCCCCGAAGAUGAUCACAGAACCCGCGAACCAGAACUCCUGCGUAAGAUCAUCAAGCUUUCGGUGAGGAUCGAUAUCCAGCGCAAGGGUAACCCCAAGCGCUACGGCACCAUGGACCCGAAUGCGGAUUCGCCUUUGAUCUUGACAUUCCUCGAUGAGGGCGGACGACAAGGGUGA
This is a messenger RNA of Aureobasidium musti, 621 nucleotides long. The record is from the annotation of a GenBank genome assembly. NCBI's taxonomy places the organism in Eukaryota, Fungi, Ascomycota, Dothideomycetes, Dothideales, Saccotheciaceae.